CAGGUUUCGUCCCUCUCUCUUUCUCCUCUUGAGAUAUUUUUCUCUUUCUUCCGCCCUCCCUGCGUAUUGUUCUGUAUUACUCCUAAUGCAGUAGCCUAGCCUUGUCCCAAAUUCUGCUUUUCCAUCCGACGGUGAUCGCUGCAGUUCUGCGGUUGUAGAUCGCCUUGCUUUUUCGUCCAGCGAAUUCCUUAAUCGGUUGUUGCUGGAAGAUUGAAGCUCGUAUGGAUCGAGAAGGAUGUUCCAACGCUGCGUCGUAUUGCUACUACUCCGUUCUAGGGGUUCGCAAGGAUGCCUCCUCCUCUGAUAUUCGCUCAGCUUAUCGGAAGCUAGCUUUGAAAUGGCAUCCGGAUCGGUGGGCGAAGAAUCCCUCUGCCGCCGGAGAAGCCAAGCGCCGCUUCCAGAAAAUCCAGGAGGCUUAUUCAGUAUUAUCGGACAAGGGGAAAAGGUCAAUGUACGACGCCGGGUUCCUGGAUCUCUUCGAGGAAGAUGAGGGGAUGGGGGACUUCCUGCACGAUUUAAUGAAUAUGAUGGAGCAAAAUGUGGGCGCCAAGUUGAUGAAUCAUGGGAGUGAUUUAUGUUGGCUGAACAAAUGGAAGGAAGAGAGCAUGGAGGAUCUACAGAAAACAUUUGUGGAUUUAUUCGGCGAGGAUCUGGCAAGCAUGGCACAGGAGAUGAGUGGAGAUCCAAAGAUGGCGAGGAAGAGGGCGCAAGCACACGAUGCUACACGAUCAACAUCCAAGCCCAACCGGCGCUAGCACUGUCAUUCCUCUGCCUGCCUGCCAGCCAUAUAACAUAACUCCUUCCUUCAUUCAGGUACCUUCAGCUGUAGCAGGUUCAACUUGUAGCUGUAGUCUUUACCGAUUGAAUUGCCUGCUGCCUGCAUAAACUUAUUAAAACUUCACAACUUUUGGUGCUUUCCCCUUGCAAACGGGGUGGCUGCACAUUCACAUUGUUUCACCUGUUUGUUAUCGUAUCUUAAUGUAAAUUAUCUAUUAUAAAUUAAUUGAAACCCCAAGAA
Messenger RNA from Andrographis paniculata, 1018 nucleotides. RefSeq lists its product as uncharacterized. NCBI's taxonomy places the organism in Eukaryota, Viridiplantae, Streptophyta, Magnoliopsida, Lamiales, Acanthaceae. Bases 222 to 755 code for a protein of 177 amino acids. The record is from RefSeq and is a predicted model, not a curated record. The transcript has 5 exons.